UUGAGGUGCAUAAUAUCAUUGCACCUCCGCUACUCAAAAGGGAUGCUAACAUUCUAGAAAGUGUCCAGAGACGAGCGACAAAAUGGGUGAUCGGCCUCCGCAACAAAUCAUAUGAGGAACGACUAAAGAAAUUAGGUCUUUUCACACUUAGUUACCGUAGGCACAGGGGAGACCUCAUCACCGUCUACCAGAUCUUAAAUGACCAGGCCCAUUCAAAUAAAAGCAUCCUGCCACUAAGUGAUUAUAGGCUUCCACGAGGUAACCCGCUUAGAAUAGCACACCAGAGACCAAAGACUCGAGUGCGAUCACAUUUUUUUCGCUUCGAGUUUGCCGUCUCUGGAACGCUUUACCGGCGUCCGUGACUACAGCGCCAUCUCUGGAGAUUUUUAAGCGGAAGCUAGACAAUCAUGCAGAAAUGCAAGGUUUGUGUCUCAGUGGCUUAUCCUCGUAAAAAUUAAAACCACACUGUCAAUGGAUAAGCGUACAAGCUAAAUCCCCACGACCUGUUCUGCCUUCUCUCACUGUAUCGACUAUUCUAUCUUUUCCUUAGGUCACCUUUAUUUCUUCACUUAUCUCAACCUAUAUUAUCUACACUACAACCUAUUAUUAUUAUUACUAUUCUGCCUUUAUGACUACACCGAAUGACCGACGGGAGUUAGGUCAAAAUCCAUUCACGGCAGCAAUACAGUCCUAACAUACUGCAUACUACAAACCACAUCUCGACCAAUCCCCGCACCACUCCUCUUGGAGUCUACCAGAGCUAAAGCAGUCGAGUGGCGGGACUUACUACACAGAAGUUCACCGAAGAUCUGGAACCUCUACCUCACAAUCAAGAAGCGAGCUCAAAGAAAUCACUGGUUUAUACUAGCUCGUAAUCAGGAUAUUGGAUAUCGGAUUUUCUUCCUUCACAUUCAAUAAUAUACGCUACAUUGUAUUUUUGGUGGGGCUGGACGUCUUGGUGUUUAAUGACACUAUAUGUGUCAUAAAAAGGUCUGUGUCGUUCUUCCCGUUUGUGGUGUAUUAAUUUGUUUAAAGAAGUCGUAAUUCACCAGCAGAUUUAAGAAAAAAAUCCCCAUUAUCUUACCCUAAGGAUAUAUUGGGGGAUUAAACAAGAAUGGCUCUAGGUCGUCUGUCAUUGAGUUUAUCAUCUUUAAGCCGAUUGACUGUAAACUCAUUUGGCGGCAGCUUUUUUUCCACGAGCUAUAAACUACCAGGGUUAUUUCCAACAUUUAUGUUGUAUCCAGUCAAACCUCAAUUGCGGCAUUUUCGCAACUCUCACGUCGUUUUUGCACCCCAACUCUAUAUUCCUUGCCGUCACAGCACUAUAUUCAGCAACUUCCCAGGUGAAAUGUUGUGGGAAGGUGUGACUGGGCCAAAAGGAGGUUCCAAAAGGCGUGCUAGAGGAAAACGCAGGGUUACAAGGCCUAAGAUCGAUCUUCACCGGGGACAAAGAAUAGGAGUUGGUAAAGCUGGUGUUCAGUGGCCUGGUCUUAAUGCUAGCAUGACAUCCUCAAUCAUUAAAAAGGAUGAUUAUAGUGAAGGUUAUUUUCAACGAUUAGAACAACUGCGUAAUAAAUCCGCAGUAAAGAAAAAGCGUUUGAAACUUGCCCCCUUGGAACGCGGUUGGACAGGCACUCGAUUAGGAGGCCAGUCUAUUGGUCCACCAACUCCAAAUCAUCCAGACUUCGAUUGUCGUGUCAUUGAGUCGAAGGUUGUUGCCACAAUGACUGCAACAAAAGGAAGAUAUCGUAGAUUUUCUGUUGUUGUGGCAACAGGUAAUGGACAAGGUUUGUGUGGCAUUGGUAAGGCAAGGGCGCUUACGCUUUCAUCUGCUGUCCGGCGAGCUAAGUCAUGUGCUUCCCAAAAUAUCAUCUCCUUUGAACUGAAAGAAGGAAGAACAUUAUGGCAUGUUGGACAUGUUUGUGAAUGGAACAGCAAAAUAUUCGCAUCUCCUCUGCCUGAAGGGUCUGGUUUAAUAUGUCAUCGUAUGAUCAAAACUCUAUGUCAAGUUGUUGGAAUCAAAGAUAUGUAUGCUAGAGUUGAAGGAAGUACAACAAAUUACCAAGCCAUCGCCAGAGGCUUUCUCCGUUUAUUAGGCCAACAGAAAACGUACAGUGAGUUGGCUACUAGUUUGGGACUUCAUGUUGUCGAAUUUACGGCUGAUCGUAACAUGUAUCCACAUGUAUUAGCAUCUCCUGUGUGUGGUUCUACCAUUGAUCCGAACAGAAAUGCGUCAAGUGAAUUAAGUGCUCCAAUUACGCGAUCAUCGUCUCAACAACAAAUUGAAGAACUCCCACUUUUAGCUAUUUCUAAUCCAAUACGCCAUCGACCUCGAAAACCCAAACCUGAUGAACAUGAUAGUUUCUUAGAUGACCUAGUCGAUGACAAUGAAGACAGUACAGUGGAACAUGAUAUUUCCGAAUUGUUGGCAGCAGGUGAACGUGAUUUAAACGCUCUUAUGUUAGGAGGACGUGUUCUACUGAAGAAACGACCAUUAAGUAGCUCCCAAUCCACUGAUCCUGGUGUCCUUAGACGAAAGGCGGAAUAUCACCGCUUCCGAAACCACAAGUCUGUUAGACGGCAGAGGGAAGCACAUACAGCAUUAUGUCGGUCUAUGUGUUCACCUUAAUGAUCAACCCUUGUAUAUUUGUGUUCCUUUAAAAAAGAGAACCGUUAUCUUGCUUUCUAAUGUAUUUAUUUCUGUAUUGUAAUUUACUUCAUUGCGAAAGCCUCUAGUAAAAGUUUGACACUGAAAACCAAUUGUUUUCUUUCAAAGUACACUUCCGCCGAUUGUUUUAAAUGUGAUACUUGCAGCGACGUAUCGAUCUUAUCUUAGUAUACCAACAGUGGUGGGAUUGUUUUAUACCCAAUAAUCAUCUGUCGUUGCUGUUCAGAGAAUUCAUUAACUACCUUUCAAGUGUUUUAUGAUGAGCUUUAAAACUAGGAAUGAUAGAGCUCAUAUAUAUUUGGUGCUUAGCUGUAAAGCUGUAGAUUAUAACAAAACUGAUGUGCUUUAAGAGCCUUAUCCAAUUUUCAGCUGAGCACUGACUUCAGAGUUUGUAC
This is a messenger RNA of Trichobilharzia regenti, 3063 nucleotides long. NCBI's taxonomy places the organism in Eukaryota, Metazoa, Platyhelminthes, Trematoda, Strigeidida, Schistosomatidae. The record is from the annotation of a GenBank genome assembly.